UCACAGAUGUCAACAAAUUCCGCUCCCACUCCACCACUAACCUAAAACCUAAUCAACCUUCAUCCAUUCAAUUCAGUUGCCUGAGAUAAUGAUUAAAAGUAUUAAAAAUUAAUAUAAAUUCAUAAUAAUCUUAAGUAAGCUUCAUAUUCCAAACUAAACUCAGACAAGCUUCUAUUACAGUAGUAAUAAUCACUUUGUAAUCUGAAGUAACAAUGGCAAACAUUUAGAAAUGUACAAUUUUGAUGCAGGAUUGAAAAUCAUUAAGGGAAAAGUGAAAUUGAAGCAUGAGGGACAAGAGCUAUCAUAUCCAGAAAGCUAUGACUUGGAAGGAGUGAAACAAAUUCAAUGGGAACGUCAGAAUGAAAUUGAUGGGAUUAAAUCUUUUGAAAAACUAACAGGAACAAAGGUCAUGCGAACAGGAUUAUGGCUACAUACUUGUGGAUUUUUGGAGGCCUAUCCAGAUGGACUGUUUUUUUCAGAUGGAAUAAUUGAAGUCAAGUGUCCAUAUACCUUGAGGAACUCCCCCUUGGCAGAUAAUUUGAAGAAAAGUGACAUUUUAUUCAGUGAAAAUGGUGAAUAUAUCGCCAAUAGAGAUCAUAAUUAUUAUCAUCAAAUUCAGGGGCAGCUACACAUUACUGGAAGAGACUAUUGUUACCUAGUUUUAUGGACCACUGCUGAUGUUGCCAUUAAGAAAAUUGAAAAGGAUAAAAGUUGGGAAAAAAUAUUCAUAUACUGAAAGAGUUUUAUUUGAAUGAAUAUCUCACUUAUAUAAGCUCUUGUUGUAUUGUAUUUAUUAUUUUUUAAUAUAUGCAAAUGAAUUUUGACAUUGUUUACUGAUAUUGAAAAAUGUGAUGUUUCUUCAUACUAAAAGUAAAUCAUUCUUCACAGUUAUAUUUAUCACA
Molecule: messenger RNA, 902 nt
Organism: Leptinotarsa decemlineata (Colorado potato beetle)
Lineage: Eukaryota; Metazoa; Arthropoda; Insecta; Coleoptera; Chrysomelidae
Source: RefSeq, a predicted model, not a curated record